UUCUUCUCCAAGACGACAUCCCCUGGGCAGCCAGUCACCUUUCCAGGUUUGCCGCCUUCCUUUACCGCCCCUGAACCGCCUUAAGUAACAUAAGGAAUCCAUAACAGGCUCCGGCUCGCCUGACCUCUUCUUUCUAACUGCGCCACUCGCGGUAGCUGCUGUGGAAAAGCAACCAGGCAGCAGCGACCCAUUUCCCUUUUCAAACUUCAUUCGGCCAUUGGCGCCUUUCUUUGUCUGUUCAAUGCUAGCCCUGUUUCUAUUGGGAGGGGGAAGCAGCGCUCGCAGGCAGCGGUCCCGCCUUCCUUCUUCCUCCUCCCCCUACCACCCCGGCUCUCUCAAGUGACUAGCGCUGAGAGGUAAAUACAAGUAGCAUCUCAAAAUGGCGGAGUCACCGAGUCCUGUACGAGGUGCGAUGGUAGCGCCGCUGCCGCAGCCGGAAUCCUUCGCUUCAAACCUGGCAGCGGACAGUAGGGCCUCUCCGCGUGGCUUCCAGCCAGCCGCCAAGCGCAUGAAGGGAACAGAAGAGCGGGGCCUCAAGGGGCCUAGGCGCGUUAACGGCGAGGGCGGCGGCAGUAACAGGCAGCAGCAGCAGCAGCAACCGCCGCACAUACCAGUGGCUCCAACCCCGGCAGGUCACGGAAGCCCUGCUGUGUGGAGCUUCACAGCGUUCUCUUCGGGAGUUGGCGGCGGCAACAGCACAACCAGCGGCGGGUCCUUCGUUUUCCCGCCUCAAUUGCCCCACAAGUUGCUGUUGCCGCCGCCCUCUUCUCACUCCCAUUGCUGCCUCGCCGCAGGCGUUGAUGGAGGCGGCAGUAAUAGUACCAGCACUAGUGCCAGUCGCAGCAGCAAGACCAAGAGGCCCAAGGAAAAACGGGACAAGGAGAAGAGGAAACUUGGGUCCCUGCCUGUGUCGGCAAUGGUGGGAGGAGGCGGCGUCGGCCUGAGCGCGACUGGCCGGGAGGAAAACGGCGACGUGAAAAUGCUGCUCCUGCAACAGCAGCCGCCGCACCACCGCCACCACAACCAGGAAGAUCAAAUCAUCAGAGACAAAAUCACAGAAAGGGACAAGGAAAAGCAGAAAGAAAAGAAAAAGCACAGAUUAAUGUCUGAAAUUAAGAAAGAGAAUGGAGAGAUGACAUUAUUUCAGAAAGGCACGAAGGAGAAACCAAAAAGCAAUGCAGAAGAUCUACAGAUUAAAAAAGUAAAGAAGAAAAAGAAAAAGAAACAUAAAGAGUGUGAAAAAAGGAAGUGUCCAAAAAUGUACAGUAAAUCUAUUCAGACCAUCUGCUCGGGAUUGCUUUGUGAUACUGAGGAUGAAGAUGCCAAAGGCAUAAUCGAAAAUCAUCUUAAGGAUUUCAGUGGAAAAAAUAUGGGUACCAAGAAGGACUCUGAGUACAAGAUACCAGAGAACAGAGAGUUUCCAUUUGUCUCGUUAAAGGAGCCACGGGUUCAAAAUAAACUUAAAAGAUUGGACAUGUUGGAGUUCAAACAGUUCAUUCAUAUUGAGCACCAGCCUAAUGGAGGUGCUUCAGUUAUCCAUGCCUACAGUAAUGAACUCUCCCACUUGUCUCCUGUGGAGAUGGAGAAAUUUGUGGAAGAAUUUGUGGGUCUGGCUUUUAGUGAAAAUGAAAACUGUGCAGCUUACUAUGUAAUGGGAAUUGUUCAUGGGGCAGCUACUUACUUACCUGACUUUUUAGACUACUUUUCAUUUAAUUUUCCCAAUUCACCAGUGAAAAUGGAGAUAUUGGGAAAGAAAGAUAUAGAGACAACGACUAUGUCAAAUUUUCAUGCUCAGGUAAAAAGAACAUAUUCCCAUGGUACAUACAGAGCUGGCCCCAUGAGACAAAUCAGCUUGGUUGGAGCAGUGGAUGAGGAAGUGGGAGACUACUUUCCAGAAUUCCUUGAUAUGCUGGAAAAAUCACCUUUCUUAAAAUGUACCUUGCCAUGGGGGACGCUUUCUAGUCUGAAACUAGAGAGUCGUAAAGAUAGUGAUGAUGGUCCUAUUAUGUGGGUACGUCCAGGAGAGCAGAUGAUCCCUGUGGCAGAUAUGCCAAAGUCACCUUUCAAAAGGAAAAGAACAACCAAUGAAAUAAAAAACCUGCAGUACCUACCUCGUACUAGUGAGCCUCGUGAAAUGCUUUUUGAAGACAGGACACGAGCCCAUGCAGAUCACAUAGGACAAGGCUUUGAACGACAGACUACAGCUGCUGUAGGAGUAUUAAAGGCAGUGCAUUGCGGAGAGUGGUCUGAACAACCUCGUAUAACCAAAGAUGUAAUUUGCUUUCAUGCGGAAGAUUUCUUAGAGGUAGUUCAACGAAUGCAACUAGAUCUGCAUGAACCUCCACUUUCACAGUGUGUCCAGUGGGUUGACGAUGCAAAACUUAACCAAUUACGAAGGGAAGGCAUUCGAUAUGCCAGAAUUCAGUUGUAUGAUAAUGAUAUUUAUUUUAUUCCAAGGAAUGUUGUACAUCAAUUUAAGACAGUUUCAGCCGUGUGCAGUUUGGCUUGGCAUGUUCGGCUCAAGCUUUAUCAUUCAGAGGGAGAUAAUCCAAGCAUCUAUGAAACGGGCCUACCAACAGAUCACACAACUUCUGUUACAGGACUUCAAAUUGACAAUGUAAUGCAUACAGCAACUAUAAAUGUCUCUGAAGACACCAAAUUUUCAGGCAGCCUGCAAACUAAAUUUGUCAAACAGGAAUUACCAUGCACGCAACAUGAACCUGCUGCAUCUCUCCGAAAUAAAGAGGAACCAGUUAUUGUUAAUCUUCCUGUAAAGACAAUAGCGCCUAAUGUUAUGGAAUGUCAGAAUGUUAAAGUAAAGCUGGAUCAUGGUCAGUUGACAGGGUCUAAGUUUGAAACUGUGUCUAAAUUUGAACUUGAAGACAAAGACUUACAGAGCAGCUUGUGUCCAGAAGGUCAUAUCAAUUUGGAGGAUACGAGACAAAGCGGUUCAGCAUAUCCAAGUCUGCAUGGCAAACAAGAAGAUGACUUUUUGUGUUGAAGUUAUUGUGUGUAUAUAUUUUUAAAUUCCUUUUUAAACAUAAUAAUGUAAAGAUGCUUAAAUUCUGUGAGGUAGGUUUGUUACUUGCCUCACAUCUGUUACAGAAAAAUAGUUUAUGUAGCUUUGUAACAUUCCUCAGUGCCUGUCCAUAACUGUGAAAGUAUCAAAGCACUUAGGGCCAGAUGCACUGUAAACACUGCAGGUGUAACAUAAAUAAGUCUUUAAAUAUGAGUUGUAGGUUUUAGACUAGAGCUGACAUUUAACAUAUAUUUUUUGUAAGAUAAGCCAGAAUUCUUUUUGACAAUUCCAGGCUUUUCCAUAGAGCUUAUUUAUACCAAUUUCUUUUUUCUUUUUAAUGUGUCAGCACUGUAGUGUAAAUAGCUUUUUUUAAAAAAAUCUUUUUAGUGUGAUUUAUAUUGAAAUGUGAGCCACUUAAUAAAGGUUCAUAAUAAUAAUGAGUUUUAUUUUUCGGUCUCUUAAAAGAAAACUAACCUCAGAACUUCUAAGAUAAUUUUCGAAAUACUUAAUCUUGCAAGAAAGUGAAUACUCUUACAUAGAACAAAAUGCUUAGAACUUUAAGUUAAGACACAAUCUUGAUUUUGAAUUUUCAGAAUCACUUUGGAAGUGAACUUGGAUGAGUAGUUCAUGUAGUGGUUAAACAUGCAAUGAACUUCUCUUGUCAUAUUAUCUUGCAUUGACAGGUACUUUGCUCACAAUACAGUUGUGUGAUAAACUUCAGAGACCCCACUGCUUCCUUGCUAUAUAAAAAGAGAUAGACCAGUAAUUAGGGAAAGUUUGUUAAAAAACAACCAACGCCACCACACACUAACAAACAUCAGUUAGAAUGCUUUUACAUGCUUGUAACCACUGGGUGUAUUUUUGACAGUUUGUUUUGCAACCUGAAAGCUCUGGAAAGGAACAGCAGACAGGUAUUUGCAAGGAUGGAAGGCAAAGAGUGUGUGUGACCUACCUCACCUCUGAAGGAAUCCAGUUUAGCUGAAACUACAUGCAUAUUUUUAUGCUUUAAUCCACAACCACGAAGGGGAACAGUCAGAAACUUGGACUUUUUGAGAUUUUGAAGAGAAGCGGUACAUAAUCAUACAAUAAUCACUAUACUUUUUAAGCACUUGCAUAAUUACUGCUAAAAAGCCCCUUGAUGAAAUGUGUGUACUAAUGCACAAUUAUGCAUUAGGGCUGUAUUGUAGAGUUUUUAUUAUUUUGUUAUUAGCACUUGGAUUACUGAGCUUGAUGCAGCCUUGUUGAGUUUGCCCAGCCUGCUAAGCCUCAUAAGUUUUAAAAAGAGUUAACAUGGAGUUAACAUGGCCAGUUAACUUAUAACUUCAACUGUUGGCAUUUUUAACAGUACAUGCUAUACUGCCCUUUCAGCUUUAAAAGUAUGAACAGGCUGCAAGACAAAAUGCUGCUAUGAUAAAGUAUGAGGCUCCUUUUUGUACCUAAUGCAUCUUAAUAACAUGAGUUACAAUUUGGGCUCAUCUUCACAUUCAGAAAAACUGAAGGAAAGGUUGUAGCUCAGUGGUAGAGCUCACAGUUUGCAUGUAAGAGUGGCCCCUACUUUAAACCCCAGCAUCUCCAGGUAGGGCUGGGAAAGACGCACCUGAAACCCCAAGAGCUGCUGCCAGUCUGUAUGGGCGAUUGUGAACUAUAUGGAGCAAUGUUGACCUGUGUAUAACACCGCUUUCUAUGGUCAUAGUGGUGUGACUUUUUGUGGAUUGUACUACUUCACAAUGCAGGCUGGUAAGUAAUUAAUGUCAGGGAGUUCUUGAAUGUUCUUGAUCAGGAAAACAUGUUUUAGCCUUGCCUUCUUCCUGAUAAUCUAGUUUUAUAUGUUCAUGGGGUUGUUGACUUGGGAGAGCACUAAAUCAUGCAGUUGUCACCUCUAUUCUGAAGUGGUACAGUCAUAGCAAUACAAUAUGAAAUCAUUUUCGGAGGCGUGGAAAAAGAUUGGCCUUUUGUGGGAAUACAUGAGCUUCUUAAAAUUGCUAGCACAACUCAUAAGGAGCCACUUCUCUAUAUAUCUUUUUGAAGUUCUUGAAAGGGUUGGGAUAUUUUUGGUAGCUUGUUAGCGGAUGGGCUGAACGUGUUAUCUGCUUCUUUAAAGUGCUAAAACCUAGAGCACCCUUUUCUUUUAAGACUCCAGAUUCUUCACUUCAGACCAAGAAGUAAUUGACUAUACCACUUCUAGCUUUUGUUUACUUUCUGAGAUUAUGCUCCGUGGCUCAGAGUGGUAAGCGGUGGUAACGCAGCCGAAGCUCUGCUCACGGCCAGAGUUCGAUUCCAACGAAAAGGAGGAAGUCGAAUCUCCGGUAAAAGGAGUAGAGGUCCACUCAGCCUUCCAUCCAUCUGUGGUCGGUAAAAUGAGUGCCCGGCAUAUGCUGGGGGGGUAAAGAAAGGCCGGGGACGGAACUGGCAAUCCCACCCCAUAUAUAUGGUCUACCUAGUAAACAUCGCAAGACGUCACCCUAAGAGUCAGAAACUACUCGCAUUACAAGUGCGGGGACAUCUUUACCUUUAUCUUCCUCCCAGCUUGCUGCUCUUUACCUGAGCCAUGAGGUAAUUGGGUGUAAAGUACUUCAUUUUAUGAGAUGUGUUUUAAUCCCCUCUCUUUCUUCUCUACUUUGCCCCUAGAUCUUGGGUGGAAACUAGUUCCAGUACCCUCAGUUUGCCCUCUCCCUAUUAAUACAUCCAUUCAUUUAGCAUUCUAUCUUGUAUGCCUCCCAGCUCACUUGAAGACCCUUUGCUUCAAGUGAGAAUUUUUAGAACUUGCAACAAUGCAGUUGGGUCUUGUUAUAGUUUGCAGGAUUUUUUUCUGAACAAAUCUGCAAAUCAACAAUAUCCAGUCAAUUUAAGCUGUUAACCAAAUUUGUGAUUUGCCCCCUUCCCGUAAAUGUUAACAUUUAAAUUGGCUCAGAACUUUUGAGGUUUUAUGUUAUCAAUUGUAAUUCAUCUACUACUGGCCCUAGAAGAUUUUCCAGUCAGAAAUAAAAGUAGAGGUUUUCAACUCAAGGUUAAUAUUUGCAUCAAGAAAUUUCACAGUUGGUUUGGUAGCUAGCAACACCAGUGCAGAUGAUUGGAAGAAUCAUUGAGGUUGCAAUCCUGUGUACACAUACAUACCUGAGAGUAGGUCCCAAUUAACACAGUGGGGCUUAUUUCUGAGUAAAUAUGCAUAAGAUUGUGCUGCCAGAGCAAGUUCUCAGACUUCAACGUUUUUUACAAAAUGGAACAGAUGGCUAUGUUUUGGGAUAAGAUGGAGACACAUAUAUUGUAAACCGCUUACAGGCGCUUUUUUUACAAUCAAGCAGUAUAUAAAUUUUGUUAAAUACUUGCUAGUAAAUCCUAAGGAGAGGGCUUGACUCAGACACAAAUUCUUACUAAUAUGAACGUUAUAGUCUUAACUCACUACUUUCAACCACACUUCUUUAGUGCCUACUGUAGCAAGAGACAUCUAUUGGUAAAUCUAGUUGGUGCACCAUCAAAACAAAUACAAAUAAAAUAAAAUAGCAAAUACGCUA
Molecule: messenger RNA, 6531 nt
Organism: Rhineura floridana
Lineage: Eukaryota; Metazoa; Chordata; Lepidosauria; Squamata; Rhineuridae
Gene: RSBN1L
Product: round spermatid basic protein 1 like
Exons: 8
Coding region: 380-3001 (873 amino acids)
Cellular component (GO): nucleus
Source: RefSeq, a predicted model, not a curated record